AUGAAGGCGGAGCACCAGGCAGACAACAGGACAGAGAAAAGGAUGGAGACCUGGACUUUCAUGGGGGAGAAUCUGGAGUUCUGGGUCCAGAGUUUGGCACAUAUCAUUGAGAAGCUGAAUGAAUCUGGUGGGUCUGACAGGCUUAGCUUUGUCAAACAGCUCGAGAACAUGUUCUGCACGCCUGCCAAAAUUGAUCUGUGGUAUGACUUUGACCUGCAACUUAGUGUCCUGCCUGUGCUUCCUGGAAUGGAUACCUUUGCCACAAUGAAUGAUGGGGAUGAAGACUUCUGGGGUUAUCUACCUUAA
Molecule: messenger RNA, 306 nt
Organism: Suillus paluster
Lineage: Eukaryota; Fungi; Basidiomycota; Agaricomycetes; Boletales; Suillaceae
Exons: 3
Coding region: 1-306 (101 amino acids)
Source: RefSeq, a predicted model, not a curated record